This is a messenger RNA of Podospora anserina S mat+, 1164 nucleotides long. RefSeq lists its product as uncharacterized. Gene Ontology annotation, molecular function: oxidoreductase activity. Lineage: Eukaryota; Fungi; Ascomycota; Sordariomycetes; Sordariales; Podosporaceae. Bases 1 to 1164 code for a protein of 387 amino acids. The record is from RefSeq and is a predicted model, not a curated record. The transcript has a single exon.
AUGGAUUCCUCUAUGCUCCCCAACGAAAUGAAAGCCCAAAUCCUCCCAUCGUUCAACGCACCAUAUCGACUCACCACACUACCGCUUCCGAGUUUCACAGCCGAUAGCCCCCAUGAAAUGCUCGUUAGAGUCCUGGCUGCAUCGUACUGCCACACAGACCUCGUGAUGGCCCAAGGCCAAAUGCCCCCCUUCCCGCCUUCAUUUCCUCACAUUGGAUGCCAUGAGUUUUCAGGCGUCGUGGUGUCCCUCCCAGAGCACUCUUCAUCUCAAUACAGGAUUGGUGACCGGGUCGGCGUUCCAGGUCGCUCAUUCCGCCCCUGCGGAAAGUGUUUUGAAUGCUCGCGCGAGCCAGACAACGACAAAAACAUUUAUGUGGACGGUGGGGGAUACAGUGUCUACUGUGCCUCGGCGGGCAACCACGGAAUCUCGACCCCAGGUGGGUUUCGAGAAUUCGCGAUUGUUGAUAGUCGACAGGUCACAUCGCUGCCAGACAGCAUUUCGGCAGUCCAAGGAGCAAGCUUGAUGUGCGCGGGGCUCACCAUUUAUGCUGCCAUUAAAAAUUGCGGUUUGGAAAGAGGACAAAAGGUGGGCAUCAUGGGCUGCGGUGGUGGGCUGGGACAUCUUGGGCUCCAGUUUGCGGCCAAGAUGGGACUGGGCGUGAUUGGUGUUGAUGUUGCGGAUGAACCGUUGCGUGUAUCAGGGGAGAUUGAGGAAACAUUGCGCCAGAAAGAGGGCCUCUCUGUGAGAAUCGUGGAUGCGAGGAUUUCACGAGCCGAGGAUAUUGUCCAGGAGAUGGGGAAAGAGGAUCAAAGGCAAGACAGGAGCAACAUGGGCCUUGAUGCGGUCAUAGUCUUGCCUGAAAGCCAAAGAGCUAUGGACUAUGGCGUCUCUUUACUUCGAGCUCACGGAAGAUGCAUCCUGGUUUCGUUUCCCGCUAAUGGGUUUCAUAUUUCUGCCCGAGACGUGGUCUUUAGGGACAUUUCUAUCAGAGGUAGUCUUGUAGGGAGCAACAGGAUGCUGAGGGAAAUGGUCAUGUUUGCGGCGGAGCAUAAUGUCCAGGCACGGAUCAAGAGUUACCCCUUGAAGAAACUAAACGAUCUUGUGCUGGAGUACAAGAAGGGAAAGGGCGGCAAGCUGGUGAUAGACAUGUCACUGGAUGAUUGA